Molecule: messenger RNA, 2229 nt
Organism: Corylus avellana
Lineage: Eukaryota; Viridiplantae; Streptophyta; Magnoliopsida; Fagales; Betulaceae
Product: AP2-like ethylene-responsive transcription factor BBM2
Biological process (GO): regulation of DNA-templated transcription
Molecular function (GO): DNA binding; DNA-binding transcription factor activity
Source: RefSeq, a predicted model, not a curated record
AUGGCUUCUAUGAACUGGUUGGGUUUCUCUCUUUCCCCUCAAGAACUCCCACAGCAGCCUUCUGAUCAUCAUCAUCAUCAUCAUCAUCACCAAGAUGACUCUCAAAACACAGUCUCUCGCCUUGAUUUCAACUCCGACGACAUCUCCGGCACUGAUGUCUCCGGCGACUGCUUCAAUCUCACUUCUGACUCCACCGCUCCUUCCCUCAACCACCUUCCUCCUCCUUUUGGCAUACUUGAAGCAUUCAAUAGAAAUAAUCAUCAACCCCAAGAUUGGAAUAUGAAGGGUUUAGGGAUGAACUCAAGUAACAACUACAAGACCACCUCGUCAGAGCUGUCUAUGCUAAUGGGUAAUAGCCAGAGCCUUGAAAACCAACAGCAGCCAAAGCUGGAGAACUUCCUCGGCCGACACUCUUUUGCCCAUCACGAAACUGCCGCCGCCGCAUACAAUAACACCACUGACUACAUGUUCAAUAACUCUUCCUUACACCUUCCAUCCGACGGUGACGGUGGCAGUGGUGGUGGCAGUGGCGGCUGCGGCAGUACCAGCCUCCACAACAAUAGCUCCAUUGGCUUGUCUAUGAUCAAGACCUGGUUGAGGAACCAACCGGCACCGCCUCCGCCGCAGCCUCAGCCGGAUAACAAGAAUGAUAGUGGUGGUGGUGGCGGCAGCGGUGGUGCAAGUGGCGGAAACCUAACAAGUAGCGCACAAACGUUGUCGCUUUCGAUGAGCACCGGGUCGCAGUCCAGCUCGACUUUGCCGCUUCUUAGCGCCGCUGGCGGAGGGAGCGGUGGAGAGAGUUCUUCGUCGGAUAAUAAGCCGCCAAACACAACAACAGGCGUUGAUAGCCAAACCGGCGCCAUCGAGGCGGUGCCAAGAAAGUCGAUUGAUACAUUUGGACAGAGAACUUCUAUAUACCGUGGUGUAACAAGGCAUAGAUGGACGGGCAGAUACGAGGCUCAUCUAUGGGAUAAUAGUUGUAGAAGAGAGGGACAAACUCGUAAGGGAAGGCAAGUUUAUUUGGGAGGUUAUGACAAAGAAGAAAAGGCAGCUAGGGCUUAUGACUUAGCAGCAUUGAAAUAUUGGGGUACCACUACCACCACAAAUUUCCCAAUUAGCAACUACGAAAAAGAGUUGGAAGAAAUGAAGCACAUGACAAGGCAAGAGUAUGUUGCGUCUUUGCGAAGGAAGAGCAGCGGGUUUUCAAGGGGUGCAUCCAUUUAUAGAGGAGUAACAAGACACCACCAGCAUGGGCGAUGGCAAGCAAGGAUUGGAAGAGUUGCAGGAAACAAAGACCUUUACUUGGGAACUUUCAGCACCCAAGAGGAAGCUGCAGAGGCAUAUGACAUUGCUGCCAUCAAGUUCCGUGGACUGAAUGCAGUAACAAACUUUGACAUGAGCAGAUACGACGUGAAAAGCAUACUGGAGAGCAGCACUUUGCCCAUCGGAGGGGCUGCAAAGCGGCUGAAAGAUGUUGAGGCGCAGGCUGAAAUGAUCACUGUUGAUGGCCAAAGAAGAGAUCAUCAUGACACCAUCACUUCUUCUCACCUAACCGAUGGCAUCAACAGCUACGGCGCCCACCAGGCUGCAGCAGGGUGGCCGACUAUUGCCUUUCAGCAACCUCAUCAAACACCUUACGUGCAUUACCCAUAUGGGGGAGGAGGAGGGCAGAGGGUUUGGUGCAAGCAAGAGCAAGAUUCUUCUGACCACACCAGCUUCCAAGAUCUUCAUCAGUUGCAGCUGGGAAACACCCACAAUUUCUUUCACCAAAACUCUGUUCUCCACAACCUCAUGGGCAUGGAGUCGGCGGCCGCCGCUUCAAUGGAGCACAGCAAUGGAGGAGGAGUUGGGUAUCAUGGAAAUGGCAGCAAUGGUGGUGGGUAUGUAAUCCCCAUGAGUACGGUGAUUGGUAAUGAUGGAGGAAACAACAAUGGGUUUGUUGGGGAGAGCGAUGAUCAGGUGAAGGCGAUGGGUAAUUACGAGAAUCAUGUGUUUCCGUCGUCGACGGACGCUUAUCAUGCCAGCAGGAACGUCUAUUAUCAUCUCGCCCAACAAUCAUCGCCGGCAGUGGUUAAGGCUACCGGAUAUGAUCAGGGGUCCACGUGUAAUAACUGGGUCCCAACUGCCGUUCCACGGUCAAACAAUAUGGGUGUACUUUGCCAUGGAGCUCCAACGUCCACAGUUUGGAAUGACAGGGAUGAAGAUCAUCGGAUAGGGGGGAACAAGUGA